Molecule: messenger RNA, 12495 nt
Organism: Psylliodes chrysocephalus
Lineage: Eukaryota; Metazoa; Arthropoda; Insecta; Coleoptera; Chrysomelidae
Source: the annotation of a GenBank genome assembly
CUUUUUCUGUCACAAAUGUCAACAGUGUUGAGUGUGCUUUGAAAUGGAAAUGAAUUUACUGUAAUUUGUUAUAUUUUUAUUGUGAAAAGCAGUGUCAGCUGAUUUUUCAACUAAUGUGCGUUCCUCGACUACAAUGAAAUCAAAGGGCUACUUUAUAAUUACCAGGGGGUUGUAAGUCGCCUUCACAAUGAACACCAUCAUGCGGAAGUUGACGAGGGGAGGCGCCACCCCUUCCUCCACCUCAUCGUCUGAAGUUUCAGACGGCCCCUCGUCUCCGCACACACAAUUGGGACUGAUGCACUUGAAGAAACUCUUUUCUGAAUACACGCAUCCCUCCCAUCCAUUCACCGAUCAAGAAAAAGAUGAUAAGCUCUACAAUAUGCUGCCGCUUUUUUGUAAGGUGUUUGGUUCGAGCCCGACAUGUGACAUGAAUGAAAAAUUCUGGGAUAUCCUCGCGUUUUGCCAGCAAGUGUCGCUCCUGAUGGUCUCGGAGAUAAGGAAAAGAGCAUCGAAUCAAAGUACCGAGACCGCCAGCUGCGCUAUUGCCAAAUUUCUGGAGAUCGAAAACUGCGAAGAGUCCAGCAACGGUUGGAUGCUGCUUUCCACUUUGAAUCUACUGGCUGCGGGAGAUUACACGCUUGUACAGGUUAUGUCUGAGGUAUCAGUGCCGUCAACUCUAGUAAAAUGCUUAUAUUUGUUUUUCGAUUUACCGGAAUUAUCUGAAAAAGAGGCAAACACCAAAGAUACGAACAGUGAUUUUACACCGAAAGAAAGACGUAUACUUUUGCAAAAGAUUUUCGUACAACUUUUAAUGCGUCUGUGCAGUCAUAGGAUACCAGCGGAAGAAUUGGCCAGGAAGGAUGAUUUGACGUUAUUAUUUUCUGCGAUAACAUCAUGGGUGCCGGCUUAUAAUGUCAUGUGGAGGAAAAGUGCAGCAGAAGUUCUCAUGACAUUAUCCAGACACGGUUUAACGCCUCUUGUCGUCGGAUACAUUCAUUCGAAAUCCUGUGUUAAUUUAUGCAUCGAAAACAUGAAAAAAGUUCCCGAAUUAGCUCCAUUGGAAUUAGUAGAAAUGUUCGUAACAUUGUUUUGCUUCUUAAAAGAUUCCAGCGAGGUAUCCUCCACGUUAUUGGACGAUUUUAGGCAAGCUCAGGGCUAUCCUUUCCUAUCAGAUUUCCUUCUAAAGUUCGAAAAUGACAAUUCGAGCGAAGCACAAGAAACCAUAAGAAAUUUAGUGUUGAUGGUCACUUCACUUUGCACGUGCGGGUAUUUGGAAUUGAAACCGUCUCAAGCGUCUACAGGGUCUUUAUUUCAAAUGCAAGGUUUCGUAUUACCUCAGCCAUCAGGUAGAGGUACCAGCGUACGAAAUAUACAGGCAUUCCACGUUCUUCAAAGCACUUUUCUUAAAUCGAACUCAUCCCUUCUGUGCUCAACAAUCCUGGACGCCAUAUCGAACAUAUACCAUUCAGACAAUUCUAAUUAUUUCAUUUUGGAGAACCAAAACACCCUUAGCCAAUUCACCGAAAAAAUCCAAUACAAGCCGGCGGAAAUUCAGCAAAAAUUAUUCGAUCUGAUCGAAUUUUUGGUCUAUCAACUGAAUUUCGUGCCUUGCAAGGAAUUGAUAUCGAUGUCAAUAUUUUUGAAGACGCACAGUUCCAACUAUACGGAUUGCAGCAUUUUGUCCAUGCAAACUUUGCUCAAUAUCCUCAGACACAAUCCCAUUUUUAAGGAUGUGUAUCGUGAGGUUGGUUUGCUGGAAGUUGUCGUUACUUGCUUGAACAAAUACGGGGUCGUACUUGAAGAUAAGAAAGCCUCAGGGAAUAAUACGAAAGACUACAAACAAGUUUCGAAGCAAGAAAAAUUAGGAGAAUUAGUAGUUGAAGCGUUGACAAUCUUGUUGACGGGCAACAGCGCGAACGCAACUGUACUAAGAGAAUGUGGCGGUGCCAAGUGUGUGCACAAACUCGUACAGUAUCCAGAAUGCAGAAACGCCAUAUUAGGAAUUAUUAAGGAACUCGUUUUGACGACAGGCGGCGAUGAUGAUAUGAUGCAACUAUUAAAUACUCUACAUUCUGCAUCGAGAACCGAAUUGCAAGUCAAAAUCGACAUUUUGGAAGCUUUAAAGCUGUGUUUGAAAGAAUCGCAUAGAACUAGAACAGUAUUUAGAAAGGCAAACGGAUUCGUUUACGUUACAAGCGUUCUCGUAGCCUUAGAGGGUCGGUUGAGUAAAAAAGAAACCAAUCCGGAGGUACUGUACCUCCUGAGUCUGGUCUUUCAAACGAUUUGUACGGCGAUGCGUUUCGAACCGGCCAACGCGAAAUUAUUCUAUCAUGAAAUUUGCCGAACUAGCCUUUGUGAUACCAUAAGAUUGCUGGGGUGUUUUUCUAACGAAAAAAUACCACAUAUCAGCGAAAUUGAUUUCGAAGCGCCCUGCAAUGGAUAUCAGGAUAUAUAUCAGAGUUUAUUUAUUGGAUCUGUAACAAAUGUUGAGAUUCCAGAAGAAAUAUCACCAUCUCUAGCUUAUACAACAAUAGUUUACAGGCUUCUAUACGAUCUGUCAUUAGAUUUGUUUGAUAAAAGCUUCAAUACAAACAUAUUUUCCAUCAAAUCUCCGCCAAUGUCUAGAGAAUCGAGCAUCCAGGGAGACAGUAACGGAAAAAGAACUGUCAAUACGCUAAAUUUAAGCCCCCCUGCUCCAGACCCAAUCAUAGUCCAUCCUGGAGUAGUUGUCUGUAUGUUGCAACUUUUGCCAUGUAUAAAAGAUGAUCAUUUCGAAAUGUACCUGAGCCUGCAAUUGUUCAUAGCAGAAAUAAUUAAAUCUUUAGUGCGAAGUGAAAGAAACCAACAAGUGAUGUGCGAUAAAAAUUUCGCCAAUUACUUAUUGACUAUCGGUUCUGAACCCUUGCAAAACGAAAACCAUCCCUUACAUAAUUCACUACAGUACAUGCUGGAAAGAUUAGCAGCCCAAGCCAUCGAACCAAAGGAUUUGAGGCAGUUCUUGAGAUUAGGGAAUCCCCUUUGCUGUCUCAAUUUAGGUUCUGACGAACCUGGAGGUUAUCCUGUCCCAUUGACUAGGAUUAAAACGUUGGUAUCUAUGACGACUCCGAAAGAUUUUAGAGCACAAUCUUCGUAUACUUUACCACCUUUUGUGGAAUUUGAUAUGUCAGCUGAAGGAUUCGGAUGCCUGUACCUGCCAAGCAUCGCGCCGCAAUCACCUUCAGCGCCUAGCGUCGUUUCGACAGUUGACAGCAAUGUUCUAGGAGGCAUAGGAGCCGGGGACAGGAUGUUUCCUCCACAAACAGGAUUGAGUUACUCCACAUGGAUUUGCGUCGACAAAUUUUCCGAUCCGAGAUCUGAUCCCCAUUGCGUCCGUUUACUCACUCUCGUCAGAAACUUCAAUGGUGCUCGAGAGGACCAUUUGGUGUGUCUUUCGAUAGUUUUGUCAGCCAGAGAUAAAGCGAUCAUAGUUUCUACCCAGGAGACGCACAUUCCCAACCAUGUUGGUGAUUGGGAGCCCGAAGGGCAAGGUGAACAUGGCGCACGCGUUUGGUGCCCCGAUAUUCUUCAAGAGGGUCAAUGGCAUCAUCUCGUCGUUGUAUUAAACAGGGCUGUAUUGAAGAAUUCAUCAUUUUCUCUAUAUUUGGAUGGGCAACAAAUCCAUAACCAAAAAAUGCAUUAUAUAUCACAAAAUCCCGGUGGUGGCUCAGCCAAUUUGACAGUUGCUUCGUCUGUGUAUGGAUACAUCGGUUCGCCGCCAUCUUGGAGGCGAUAUUCUCGAUUAUGUUGGAAGCAGGGUCCUUGUCAUUUAUUCGAAGAAGUUUUGCCUCCAACUACUGUGACUUACAUGUACCAAUUGGGUCCUCACUAUAUGGGAUCGUUUUUAGCCCCGAAUUUAAACAACCCAGAAGUGGGACAAUUAGUGACUGAAGAAAAAGUCGUGUUUGGAUUAAACGCGAAGGCUGUAUCUCAAUUAACUUUAAACAAAAUUCGAAAAGUUUACAGUAGAACCGACAACAAAUCUAUAGCCAAGCAGUUGGGUAUGUCGAGCCACGAAAGUGCUACCCCUAUCAGAAUUCUACAUAAUUCGGCGGGACAUUUGGCAGGAUCCGCAAGAACGCUAGGAGGGGUCAUAAUAGGGUAUUUAGGAGUUAGAGUAUUUUGUGCUCGACCCGUAGCAACAACUAUAGAUGCUGUGGGAGGAUGUGCAGUUCUGUUAGGUCUUAUAGCCAUGGCCCAAGACGUUGAAAGCCUUUACGCUGGAGUAAAAGCUUUGGUUUGUGUAGUAAAGAGCAAUAAAGUCGCCCAAGCCGAGAUGGACAGAAAGAGAGGUUAUCAAACAUUGGCUAUGCUGCUUAGAAGAAAGAGGACUUUGUUGAAUUCACAUAUCCUUCAUCUUGCAUUCAGUUUGGUUGGAACUGUCGAUAGCGGAAGAGAAUCGUCCGCCAUUCCAAAUAAAACCGCUUUUCAGGACUUGCUGUGCGAUUUGGAAGUUUGGCACGAGGCUCCAGGUGAACUAUUAAGGUCCCAUCUGGAGCACCUUUACGAGUUAGCUGCCGAAUCGAACGAAAAAAGAAACAAUGCUUGGGUGAUGCGAGAACUUCAAUUGGUAGAAAAAUUGCUCCAUAUUUGUCCCGAUGUUAGACAUCCUGCCACGAGACAAGUCUUAUUCUCCUUACUGAGCGUUCUGCUUAGCAGUCAACCACGUCAGAAUGACUUGCUGCUAUUUGGACAGUUUAUAGCCUCCACUUUGCCUUCAAGCGGUGACGAAUUAGAGAAAAAUAUCGAAUUGAGAGAAGGAGACACAGAAAGAGAGGGUGAAGGAGAGCAUAUUUUGCUGAGGAACAGGUGCUUGGGGUUGUUGCACUCGAUGAUUUUUUCCAGCAGGAAUCAUAUUGGCGAAGAGAUUGUCAAAACGUUGGGUUUUGAUUGGUUGUUGCUGUUCAUGCAACAAAAUUUGCAUUACACCACAGUCAUUUGGGCUGUAAGGAUGUUGGUGGCGAUUUGUUCUAGUCCCUCACUCUUAUGUCGUUUUCGAGAAGGCUGCAGCAACGGCGGUUGGCUCCGCUACACUGAUCAAGUGUCCCACAACAAAAUGGUGGUAGUUUUGGGCUACCAGCUCAACAGUCUUCACUGCAAUGAUAUCAAAUCUGAAGCCUUACAAAUUCCUGGCUUCAAAUUUCUCGGUUGGUUGCUGCCUUACCAUCUUGAAAUAUCGGAAAUAUAUUUUUUGCUGACCGCACUGAUGAUGGGACAACCUGCCAAAUUGUUACCGGGUGAAAUGAAGUUCGAUUUGGAUUCCGUGUGGGCGUUUCUUUGGGGUGGAUCUAUCAAUAAUCAGACUAUUAACAGCGUUAUGCCCAGGAUAAAUUUGUGUUCGGAGGCUGUCGUCGUUCUGUUAGGGAUGACUAAAGCUAUGGUACAUGCAGAAGAAGACAGUUUACCUGUGUGGUUGCAGAAUCAUCCAAUAUCUAUUGUACAAGUCUUAUUUCAACUCUAUCACAACAUGCCAGAAUUUAUGCCGAUUUUUAUGUCUUCUGAAGUAUUAGGUGCUUUAGCGGGUGUCCUAUUUCUUCCAGUUGUUAAUAACGGCAGCUUAGAGAGCAGUGGUGCUUCAACUCCAGCAGGUGAAGAUGCUGAAACAUUAAUUAUGAUGUCUAAGACUCCAGACGAACAAAGCUUGAUCAAUCAUUCCGUUAGACAGUUCAUAGUCGACUUUAUAAGAGUAAUUGUGGUAGAUUCGUUAAGUUUACCUGUCACCGGCAAAAAUUCGCCAGUCAUCGAUUUAGUUUUAGAUGCUUAUCCAGAAAAAUCCAGUGUCAGUCAACAAAUUUGUUACCAGACAGAGAUAGUCGUAACUUUAAUGGAUCACCUGUUAGCUGCAGACAUGUUGGUAGGGGACCAAGCCGCUAUACCAAUUGUGCCCUUACCUAGUGCUCAUAUACAAUACGUUGCUCCUAACGUGUUCUACUUAACGGCAAGAAUUGUCGACAAAUUAUGGCAGGGGUGUCUUACGAAAGACCCUCAUGAAGUCUUUGAUUUUAUUGUAAAAUUGAUUGGUCAAGCUAAAAGAAGAACGGGCAAUAUCAGUUUGGAAAGCUUGUACCAUUGUUUGAAUAGGAGCAUUCUGUUUUUGUUGAGCAGACCUACUGACAGCAUAGCAGAUCAAAUGUCUGUGUUGGAAGCUCUGCACAAAUUGACAACAAAUAGGUUAAUAGUAUUUGGUGCUGGUAAUCAUGAACUGGAUUUUGUGGGCUGCCUGACUUACUGUCUUUUGCAACUGACAGCUGAUAUGAAAAUUAUGUUGGAUUCGAAUAUGAAGACCACUUGGCACGUUAAUCCCAGUAGUGACUUGGAAUCUAGAGAUGAACAACUUAACUGCCACCAGGGUAGAAAUUUGAUGGCUGGAGCUGCUCUGCGAGUGUGGGAGGAGCUUUACGUUUGCAAAAAACCUGCGAUCGAGGAAGUUUUCAAGGUCACAAUGGCACAGCCUCAUCAGAACUCCAAAGCACCAGAUCUUCUUCUGGUCAGAGAUCAAGUUUUUGAUGCUGCAUCAAAACUUUGGUUGAAUUAUGUAGAAGGCGAGCGAAAGGCUGCUUAUAGGGUACCCUUUGAACUGCACAACCAAAUACAGUCUAAAAUUCAUAAAGUAACUGGAGGUCUAACUCGAUUAGCAAGCAGGACUAAAGUUAAAAAAGAUGAAACCAUCAAAGUUACUAUCAGAAUGGGCAAAAAACAAGCGUUUCAGUGGACGUCUACGCAUAUUAACCUUUUGAAAGGUCUGAUGGAAAUGAGACGCCAGCAACACCAAAAUACGUCACAACACACCCAAAGGUACGUCCACCAAGAGUGGCUACAAACCGAAAACGAUCUUACUAGGGAGAGAGGACUAUGGGGACCCCCGGAACCAUCACAUUUAGACAAGUGGAUGAUGGAUAUGACCGAAGGUCCAAAUAGAAUGAGAAAAAAGACCAUGAAAAAUGAUUUGUUUUAUCUUCACUAUCCAUAUCGGAUAGAACAAGAAAAGGGGCUGUUAAAAUAUAAGGUGGCUCUGAGCAAUCACAGCAAAGAAUACUACAACUCAAUCCAAAAGCGUAAACACCUAGGUAUGAGUGGCAUGAUGGAAACAGAAAGAUCUGAUAGUGUCGUUGAGGAACCAUCACCUCUACCUUUCGCCCCUGCUCUUUCCCAGCUAGCUAGGUUGAGGUCAGAUCCCGAGGAUCAACAGGAGGAAGGCGAUGGGGAAGAUGAGCAUUCAGUGCAGCCCGACAAUCAGACCUUAAUGAGAUUACUGGAAGCCAACGAAAAGAUUACUUUCAUGUUUCGAUGCGCUAGAAUUCAAGGAUUAGACACCACGGAAGGCCUUUUACUCUUCGGUCAAGAGCAUUGUUACGUGGUAGAUGGUUUUACGUUGCUUAAAAAUCGUGAAAUACGGGAUAUCGAUAGUGUACCAAUGAACGCCAACGAAUACGAACCGAUUGUACCUAAUCCUGGAUCGCCUAGGCGAUCCAGAGCAAUGAGACAGUGUUCGAAGUUUUCUUAUGAUGAUAUUAGAGAAGUUCACAAAAGACGAUAUUUGCUUCAACCGAUGGCCCUAGAGGUGUUUUCUGGGGACGGUAGGAAUUAUUUGUUAGCGUUUCCGAGAAAAAUUAGAAACAAAGUGUACCAAAGGUUUAUGUCGACGGCCACUGGGAUAGCGGAUAGUGCUCAACAAUCUGUAGCUGGUCAGAAACGUACGGCGAACGUUGAACAAGCCACAGGUUUGUUGAGUAAUCUGAUCGGGGAGACUAGCGUGACACAGAGAUGGGUGAGAGGUGAAAUAUCGAAUUUCCAGUAUUUGAUGUACCUGAAUACAUUGGCAGGAAGAUCUUAUAAUGAUCUCAUGCAAUAUCCAGUAUUUCCUUGGAUUUUAGCAGAUUAUGAUUCCGAAGAACUGGAUUUAACUGAUCCCAGUACUUUUAGAGAUUUUACUAGACCAAUGGGAGCACAAAGUCCCGAUAGGCUGGAACAGUUUAAAAAAAGAUUCAAAGAAUGGGACGAUCCCCAUGGCGAAACUCCCCCCUACCACUUCGGUACUCACUAUUCCAGCGCCAUGAUAGUGUGUUCUUAUUUAGUGAGAUUGGAGCCAUUCACGCAGCAUUUCUUACGCUUACAGGGUGGCCAUUUCGAUUUGGCCGACCGCAUGUUCCAUUCCGUCAAGGAGGCCUGGCUAUCCGCCUCCAAACACAACAUGGCCGACGUCAAAGAACUGAUACCAGAAUUUUUCUACUUGGACGAGUUUUUGAUGAACUCAAAUCAAUUCGAUCUAGGUGUUAAACAAAAUGGAGUGAGUUUGGGGAACGUUGUUCUGCCUGCAUGGGCUAAACAGGAUACUAGGGAGUUUAUAAGAGUUCAUAGACAGGCUUUAGAAUGCGAUUUCGUAUCAUUAAAUCUGCACCAUUGGAUCGACUUGAUUUUCGGUUAUAAACAGCAGGGUCAGCCCGCAGUUGAUUCCGUUAACGUUUUUCACCAUCUUUUUUACGAAGGAAAUGUUGAUAUUUAUAACAUUGAUGAUCCCUUAAAGAAGAACGCCACUAUCGGAUUCAUCAACAAUUUUGGCCAAAUUCCGAAACAGCUGUUUAAAAAACCGCAUCCUUGCAAAAAGAUGUAUGGAAGCAACAACAGGACCUCCGUCAUCGACACGGGAAGUUUAGUGCAGGCUUUUACCCUUCCUCCACCGGAAAAAUUGUUUUUCCAUCAUUUGGACAAUCUAAGACCUUCUUUGCAACCCAUUAAAGAAGUGAAAAGCCCCGUAGGUCAAAUUCUGCACGUGGAUCGUUCGGUGCUGGCUGUAGAACAGAAUAAGGUCUUGAUGCCGCCAAGUUUCAAUAGAUACGUGGCGUGGGGGUUCGCUGAUCAUUCUCUUCGCAUAGGCAACUACGAAAGCGACAAAGCAGUGUUUGUGUCCGAAAGUGUUGUACAGAAUAACGGAGAAAUUUUGGCUUGCGUCUGCCCGUCUCCUAAAUCGAUCGUUACAGCGGGAACUAGUUCGGUCGUGACUGUAUGGGAAUACGAAGCUCGUAAGAAAUCGCUGUCAAUAAAACACAGCUUGUACGGUCAUACCGACGCCAUAACUUGUCUAGCUACGAGUCCAGCUUACAACGUCAUUAUAUCCGGAUCUAGAGACUCGUCGGCUAUAAUUUGGGAUCUAUCCAGAGGCGUUUUCGUCAGACAACUAAGAGGCCAUGCCGGACCUGUGGCUGCAGUAGCUGUCAACGAUUUGACGGGAGACAUUGCGACUUGUGCUGCUACCUGGUUGCAUGUGUGGAGCAUAAACGGCGACGACCUGGCCAGCGUAAACACUUGUGUAGGUUCAGCUGACAGAAUGCAACAAAUUUUGUGCGUCGCAUUUUCUCAAACGCACGAAUGGGAUUCUCAAAACGUCAUUAUGACGGGAUCAACAGAUGGAGUUACAAGGAUGUGGUCAGUAGAUUAUGUUCAAGUGCCAGACGAUCAAGUUCCCAACCCCAUAAAUACAAAAUCGGAACCUCCAAAAUCGCCGAAGAGUCCAAAACUUAACGAAAGUGUCAGUAGGCCAUCUUCCAUUCAUCAUAAGCUUGUCAAACAAAUCAAUGUAUCAAGCAUUUCAUCUCUAGGAAAUUCUGGCAGCAGUUUGAUGAAGUCGGGCUCUGAAAGCAGCUUGUCCGAAGAAAAUACCAGAAGAACUUCCAUUGACAGACAAAUAAGUAAUGAAAGUAGUACAAAAGAAUGGAGGAGCGAGCAGCAAGAUGAAAAAGAAACUUGUAGCGAUACCGAGGAAUCUUCCAUGCCACCUGUGGCUCCAGUCAGAAGGAGAAGGUCGCGAGUACACGGAGGUUUUAUUAGAAAAAGUGAAGGUGGUAACAGUGCUGAAAAUCCGAGUUUGGAUAUAGAUGAUGGAUCCGGUUUGCGAACCAGUAAAUCGGACACCAGUUUGACGGAUUCCUUUGUGAUGAUUGCAGAGAAUAAGAAAAAAUCACCGAAUCCAAUGAAUACUUUAAGACCAGGAUUCAAAUGGCAAAGACAGCUCGUGUUUAGAAGUAAACUGACCAUGCAUACAGCUUAUGAUAGAAAGGAUAAUGCAGAACCAGCAUCAGUUACUGCCCUAGCUGUAUCAAAGGAUCAUCGAAGCGUGUACGUAGGCGACACUAGAGGGCGCGUGUUCUCUUGGAGCGUGUGCGACAUUCCUGGCAGAGCGGCUGAUCAUUGGCUUAAAGACGAAGGCGCCGAUUACUGCGCAUCUUGUAGCAUCAAAUUCAACAUUUACGAGCGCAAACACCAUUGCCGGAAUUGCGGACAGGUGUUCUGUUCGAAAUGCAGUCGAUUUGAAUGCGAAAUAUCGCGACUUAGAAUCCUGAAACCCGUCAGGGUGUGUCAGACUUGUUACGCAGCACUGAAAGUCGAUAAGUCUUAAACAUAUAUUAUAUUUGUAGACGUGAUUAAUUACCCAUGGCUGCCCUUACUGGUCUCUAAAAUAAUACAUUUUAGUAAAUACCGAUCAAAUUAUAACUCUGUGUCAAAGUUGUCGUUUGUUUUUCGACUUUUGACGUACGUCAAAAAUCCCUCAUGACAAAAGACAAGUAGUAAUAGGUUUAGCACUAUUUUCGUACGUUAAUUUUUGACUUAUGUCGAGAUAAAUACACCAAUAAUUGUGACAAGCGGCAAGUAGUUUUAUAGGUAUAUUUAAUGUUUGUAAUAGCGUUUUUUGGGUAGUCAUAGGGAUUUCGAUCAUACUUUCUCCAUCCAUCGCAUUGCAACACUCAAAAGUAGCGAAUACGUUUCCGCAGAUCUUAUUCUAGAAUUAUGAAGAAUAAUCCAUAUUAUAUUAAAUUUCAUGUGGGAUGUUUCAAAGUUGUUUAACCAAACUAGUAGUAAAUAAUAAAUAAAAACAUUAUAGAGUUGUGAAUUUAGGGUGACCAGAUUUAUUUGCAGAAAAGUAGGACAACCAGGACAAAAAGCCUGAUUUUUAAUAAAAAAAACCUGACAUUUAACAAAUAUAUUUAAAUAAAAAAAUGUAACAAUUUCUACUUAGGUAAAAACUACUUAUACUUUUCAGAAGAACCAAUUUCUUUUAAAAUAUUGGGAUUGUCCAUAAAAUAAUUAUAAUAUUCCUCACAAGACGUUUUUAAAUUAAAUUUUAAUAUUAUGAGGCUUUUUAUUGAUUCGACAGAUAGAUAAACGGUUUCUUUCUUUGGUCCACUGCGCACUUGCCAGCUUGAGAAAGUCGGAACCAGGAAUAAUGAUAAUGUGCGUUUCUAGUUAUUUAGAAUUUUCGAUUGAUAAAAAGCCGGACACGACAAAAAGCCGGCCUGACGUUUUCAUUUAAGCGAAAAAGCCGGACAUGUCCGGCUUUAUCCUGACGUCUGGUCACCCUAGUGAAUUAUAAAAGUAAUUUCGUUCAGUAGAUGAAUAAUGGGGGAACAAAAUGCACAGGUCCUAUAGGGUUUCUCUAAAAGUUAAAGAUCCAAGUAAAUUCAAUAUUCCAGAGUGUUAUAACACAUUUUUAUCACACUCUUAGUAUAUGCUAUAAUAAUAAUUUCAUAUUAAUUAAUAUUAGUUUGUCCGAUAAUAUAAGCAGGUACAUUUGGAAUAUUUGUAUAAGUACUAGUUGAAAAUGAAAAUAAAAAAUCUUUUGAACCUUUUCAGUGAGUAAAUUAUUUUAAAAGUAUCACGUUUAUUGUUAUUUUUGGUUUCACUGUUUUGAAACAUCCUGAAUAAGUUUUAUCAAUUGUAAUUUUCCAAUAAAUCCAGGAAAAUGUUAUUUUAAAAUUAAGUACGCGGAUCGGUGAUAUUUUUAACGAGGAACAUUUUAAAAUAAUUGUAUAUUUAUUGGCUUUCGUAUCCAAAUGUGGUACUUUCUCGUUUAAAAAUGCCGUUCCGAGUAGUUUGUUAAAUUUAAUCAUAUAAAAAAAAACAUACUUACCAAAUGUAAUUUUUGUAGUGCAAAGAAUUGUCGAUCGUAUUUUUUUGUGUAUAUUUUUUAAGGUUGUUUUUUUUAAAUUUUUUAAAAUAUUUAUUGUGCGUCUGAUCUAAUUUUAAUGCUUAACAGCAAUAUAUUCUUGGCUAUACCAUACUUUUUUCUACAUUUCAUAUAUUUUUAAGUGUUUUUAUUAUUUUAUAUUUUAUUUAUAUGUGAUUCUAAAUCACACAUUUAUUUUUACACUUGUUAUAACACCAAUUUGUUAAAUAAUUUUAUUAAACAAAAUUAAUUUAGAAAAUUCCGAGCAUUCAAAAUAAUUUUUAAGAAAAAAGUAAAUUUUAAAUAUAGAUUACCAAAUUAUUUUGCAUGCAUCAAAUUUUUGUGGACACUGUAUACAUGUAAAAAAAUCAACUCUUUAUCCCAGUCUUAAUAAAACUUGAAAUUGUAGAAUGCCAUGAAAAUUCAUCUACUUAAAAAAUAUUAAUAGAUAACUAGUUGAUUUUUAUAAAUUUUUAUUUUUAUAGUGAAAGUAUUAUUUUAAACAGAGCAAUAUAUUAUAC